AUGGAUGGUGACGUACCAGACAAGAUUUAUCCCAAAAUUGGCGGAUACAGCAUUCGCGAUUGCAUUGGGGGAGGAGGCUUCUCUCGGGUAUUUCGCGCCAUUAAUUACGAGACUCGCGCAACUGCCGCAUGCAAAGUCGUGCUGAUUACAUCAGACACACCAUCUGCCCAAAGGAAAGACCUCGAAAAGGAAAUCAAGGUUCACUCAUUACUGAAGCAUAUUAAUGUGUUGGAGUUCUUACGGUAUAAGACGGUUGAAGAAGCAGAGUCUUCAAAAUAUGUUCCUGGGGUCUACAUGUUACUCGAGCUGGCGUCGGGUGGCGAUUUGUUUGACAAAAUUGCUCCCGAUGUUGGGGUGGACAUGGAUCUUGCACGAUUCUACUUCACUCAGCUGAUAGCUGGAGUCGAAUUCAUUCACUCGCAGGGCGUAUGCCAUCGAGACUUGAAACCUGAAAACCUGUUGUUGAACUUGGAGGGGCGAUUGAAAAUAAGUGACUUUGGGCUGUGUUCAGUCUUCAAAUACAAAGAACGUACCCGAAUGCUGAGCGAACGAUGCGGGAGCUUGCCUUAUGUUGCUCCUGAGCUCAGCACAAGCGAACCGUACGCGGCUGAACCUGUUGAUGUGUGGGGGACUGGUGUAAUCCUAUUUACAUUACUAGUCGGUAAUACUCCGUGGGAUGAGCCGACAGCAAACAGCCCCGAGUUUGUAUCCUACGCCCGAGAGGCAUUGGCCUUCUUGAGGACUAUUUUAACCAUUACGCCUAAAAAGCGAGCUACAAUUGCCCAGAUUAAGUCUCACUCUUGGUUCAAUCAACCCUCGCACGUCGAACGAACCAAUCCACAGGCAUUAGCUGAGCGGCUUACGCAGAACUUAAGAAAAGCUGGUGAUCUUAGCAUUGCUGCACCAGAUCCAGCUGAUCUGGGAGUGCCUGGCUCGGACAUGGAUGUCGAUUCCCAAGAAGCUGGCGAUAGGAUGAUGACCUUGACUAAUGCCACACAAUUCACCCGAAGUUUAUUGUUAUUCUCCCAAACUCAAGGGGGGACAAGAUACACACCCGCCUUGACCCGGUUUUACGCUGCAUUGUCACCCGACGAAUUUCUUCCUAUUCUCGUGACAGCACUCCAGGGAGACGGUGUGAAGUGUGCAAAGGGUGAUGAUAAUUCGAAUCCGGAACAUCCCGGCCGCGUAUCUUUCCGUAUAGGUGGACUUGACCGACGAAGGGAGCAAUUCCGCGGUACGAUCGAAUUGGAGCCUUUCAGGCUUGUGGAUCGCGGAUUGGACGGUUCGUUUGUGGUCAUGACUCGAGAGCGUGGUAACCCUCUAUCAUGGCGCCAGCUGUGGAAACAGACCAUCCUGAAUGAUGUAGUAAAGCGACAUGUGCUUAUGAAAAGUCACUAA
Molecule: messenger RNA, 1398 nt
Organism: Rhizoctonia solani
Lineage: Eukaryota; Fungi; Basidiomycota; Agaricomycetes; Cantharellales; Ceratobasidiaceae
Product: Serine/threonine-protein kinase
Exons: 12
Coding region: 1-1398 (465 amino acids)
Biological process (GO): intracellular signal transduction; protein phosphorylation
Molecular function (GO): protein serine/threonine kinase activity; ATP binding
Source: RefSeq, a predicted model, not a curated record